Messenger RNA from Gallus gallus (chicken), 1631 nucleotides. It is a transcript of the gene SNCA, whose product is annotated as synuclein alpha. The record is from RefSeq and is a predicted model, not a curated record. Gene Ontology annotation, cellular component: cytoplasm; neuronal cell body; axon terminus. Gene Ontology annotation, biological process: regulation of dopamine secretion; synapse organization; chemical synaptic transmission. Bases 607 to 1038 code for a protein of 143 amino acids. The transcript has 6 exons. Gene Ontology annotation, molecular function: cuprous ion binding. NCBI's taxonomy places the organism in Eukaryota, Metazoa, Chordata, Aves, Galliformes, Phasianidae.
GCCCGCCGUGCUGCCGUCGGGGCGGUGUUAGGAGGCUCGGCGAUGUGCUGAGAAGGGGCAGCUCCCAUCUGGUCUCUCCGCUUUUCGCCCUCCUCCUCCUCCUGCCCUGCCUCCCCCCGCCUUCCUGCAGCGGCGGACCCGGCGGUAAGUGGUGGGGAGUGCGUGAGGGGCUCUGCUCCCCCUGGGGCUGGGCAGUCGUAGAGGUGGGUGUGCGUACAGGUGCGUGGGUAUAGAGGUGCAUUUAUCGCCCAACGUUCUCCUUUGGGCACGAAGGAGGGAGGGGACGGGAGGGGAAACCAGCGGGCGCUGCGGCUGCCGUGUGCGGGAGCUGCUGGGUGCUUAUCUGCUCACGUCGCCCUGCCCUUCUCGGAUUGUCCCUAUAGAUACAGAGACGUACGUGUGGGAGAGCUCUGCGCCUUCCUUCUCCUCUCUCCACAGGUGCCCUUUCUUUUAUUUAGACAGAGCCACGUAGCCAUGUAUUGCUUUCUUCCCCCACGCUGCACCCAGGUGCUCCCACACCUGCUCUCGGUGCUGCCCACGGUGUCGCCGGGGCACGGAUUCUGCCCUUCUGGUUGCCACAGUUUUGUGUGAAGAAAUCCUUCAGCCAUGGAUGUGUUCAUGAAAGGACUUAACAAGGCAAAGGAGGGAGUUGUAGCAGCGGCAGAAAAAACCAAGCAGGGAGUGGCAGAAGCAGCAGGAAAGACGAAAGAGGGAGUCCUCUAUGUGGGUUCCAGGACCAAGGAAGGAGUUGUUCAUGGUGUCACAACAGUGGCUGAGAAGACCAAAGAGCAGGUAUCCAAUGUUGGGGGAGCUGUGGUGACAGGGGUGACGGCAGUGGCCCAGAAGACAGUGGAAGGAGCAGGGAAUAUUGCUGCAGCCACUGGCUUGGUGAAGAAGGAUCAGCUGGCUAAACAGAAUGAAGAAGGUUUUCUGCAGGAAGGAAUGGUGAAUAAUACUGAUAUUCCUGUGGAUCCUGAGAAUGAGGCUUAUGAAAUGCCUCCAGAGGAAGAGUAUCAAGAUUAUGAACCUGAAGCAUGAGAAAUCUUUUCUUCCUUUGUAUCUCCUGAAAUCUACUAACAAAGACGUCCCAUCCUGUACAAGUGCUGAGUUCCAAUGUGCCCAGUCGUAAAAUUUUUUUACAGUUUUUACAGUGUAUUUUGAAGUCUUCCAUCAGCAAUGAUUGGAGUAUCUGUGACUGCAUCCACCUCGUUUCAGCACUUCCCUCCUGCUGAAAUGAAAGCUGGUUGGCAGGGUCAUUGUUGUGCUGUGGAUAUUGUGGCUUCACUUUUAAAAGUUUAAAAACAAAAUACUAAAUAAAAACACCUAAGUGUCUACUGCUUAUUUCUAACUCUGUACAUGUUCUGUUGAUAGGCUGUCAGUAAUUUGAUAUUGUUUAUGAUACAAUUUUUAUUUGUUUCCUAUGACUAUUAUUUCUGUGCAGAAAAGACUUAUUGUGAAAGCUUUAUGUAAAUGUGUAUGUAUUAUAUAUAUAAAAAAGUAACUGAGCAUGAACUAUGCACCUAUAAAUAUUAACUGUUGAAAUUUUAUUGUUUUGUGAUGUGUUUUAUUAACUUGUCUGUAAAUAAUGGUGUUCAACUGAAGCAAAUAAAAUGUAACCUGUUAAAAAUGAA